UCCUGGCCGGCCCAGCACCUGCGCGGCCCUCGGGCUUGGAGGGCUGGGCCGGGCGGGACGGGCCGGCGGCGGCGGCGGCGGCCUCGCCUUCUCUCCGGGGCUGCGACCCCGAGGCUGCCGGCUGCAGAUGGGAGCCCGCGGAGCCGAGGAUGCGGGCGGGCUGCGGCGACCCGGCGCGGGAGCUGUUCCGGGACGCCGCCUUCCCUGCCGCGGACUCCUCGCUCUUCUGCGACCUGUCUACGCCGCUGGCCCAGUUCCGCGAGGACAUCACGUGGAGGCGGCCCCAGGAGAUCUGUGCCACGCCCCGGUUGUUUCCAGAUGACCCACGGGAAGGGCAGGUGAAGCAAGGACUGCUGGGGGAUUGCUGGUUCCUGUGCGCCUGUGCCGCCCUGCAGAAGAGCAGGCACCUCCUGAACCAGGUCAUUCCUCCGGGACAGCCGAGCUGGGAUGACCAGGAGUACCAGGGCUCCUUCACCUGUCGCAUUUGGCAGUUUGGACACUGGGUGGAGGUGACCACAGACGACCGCCUGCCGUGCCUUGCAGGGAGACUCUGUUUCUCCCGCUGCCAGAGGGAGGAUGUGUUCUGGCUCCCCUUACUGGAAAAGGUCUAUGCCAAGGUCCAUGGGUCCUAUGAGCACUUGUGGGCAGGGCAGGUGGCGGAUGCCCUGGUGGACCUGACUGGCGGCCUGGCAGAAAGAUGGAACCUGAAGGGCAUAGCAGGAAGCAGAGGCCAGCAGGACGGGACAGGCCCCGGGGAGCACAGGACCUGCCAGCAGCUGCUCCACCUGAAGGACCAGUGUCUCAUCAGCUGCUCCGUGCUCAGCCCCCGAGCAGGUGCCCGGGAGCUGGGGGAGUUCCAUGCCUUCAUUGUCUCGGACCUGCGGGAGCUUCAGGGACCGGCGGGCCACAGCGUCCUGCUGCUGCGGAUCCAGAACCCCUGGGGCCGGCGGUGCUGGCAGGGGCUCUGGAGAGAGGGGGGUGAAGGCUGGAGCCAGGUAGAUGCAACAGUAGCGUCUGAGCUCCUGUCCCAGCUCCAGGAAGGGGAGUUCUGGGUGGAGGAGGACGAGUUCCUCAGGGAGUUUGACGAGAUCACCGUCGGCUUCCCCAUCACGGAGGCUGGCCACCUGCAGAGCCUCUACACAGAGAGGCUGCUCUGCCACACUGGGGCGCUGCCUGGGGCCUGGGUCAAGGGGCAGUCAGCAGGAGGCUGCCGGAACAACAGCGGCUUUCCCAGCAACCCCAAAUUCUGGCUGCGGGUCUCAGAGCCGAGCGAGGUGUACGUGGCCGUGCUGCAGAGAUCCAGGAUGCAUGCGGCGGACGGGGCAGGCUGGGCGCGGGCGCUGGUGGGUGACAGUCGUACUUCAUGGAGCCCAGCGGGCAUCCCGGGCAAGCACUACCAGGCUGUGGGCCUGCACAUCUGGAAGGUGGAGAAGCGGCGGGUCAGUCUGCCCAGGGUCCUGUCUACACCUCCCGUGGCUGGCACCGCGUGCCACGCAUAUGACCGGGAGGUCCACCUGCGUUGCGAACUCUCACCGGGCUACUACUUGGCUGUCCCCAGCACCUUCCUGAAGGACGCACCUGGGCAGUUCCUGCUCCGAGUCUUCUCCACCGGGCGGGUCUCCCUCAGUGCCGUCAGGGCAGUGGCCAAGAACGCCGCCGCUGGGGCAGUCCUGCCUGCGGGGGAGUGGGGGACCGUGCAGCUGCGGGGCUCGUGGAGAGCCGGCCACACGGCGGGGGGCAGCAGGAACUUUGCCUCCUACCCCACCAACCCCUGCUUCCCCUUCCUGGUUCCCGAGGGCCCUGGCCCCCGCUGCAUCCACAUCACUCUGCAUCAGCACUGCCGGCCCGGUGACACCGAGUUCCACCCCAUUGGCUUCCAUGUCUUCCAGGUCCCAGAGGGUGGCAGGAGCCCGGAUGCGCUCCCGCUGCUACUGCAGGAGCCGCUGCUGAGCUGCGUGCCGCACCGCUAUGCCCAGGAGGUGAGCCGGCUCUGCCUCCUGCCUGCAGGCACCUACAGGGUCGUGCCCUCCACAUACCUGCCGGACACAGAGGGGGCUUUCACGGUGACCAUCGCAAUCAAGAUUGACAGGCCAUCCAUUCACAGCCAGGAGGUGCUGGGCCAGUUCCUCCAGGAGGUCUCCGUCAUGGCAGUGAUGAAAACCUAGCUGUGUGGCCCCAUGCCAGCUCAGGUGACUGGAGCCGAGGGCCUGCAGGGUUCCCAGCGGCUGGGCCGGCCAGCCUUUCGUCGUCGGG
This is a messenger RNA of Cebus imitator (Panamanian white-faced capuchin), 2253 nucleotides long. RefSeq names its product calpain 10 (gene CAPN10). Gene Ontology annotation, molecular function: calcium-dependent cysteine-type endopeptidase activity. Gene Ontology annotation, biological process: proteolysis. The record is from RefSeq and is a predicted model, not a curated record. NCBI's taxonomy places the organism in Eukaryota, Metazoa, Chordata, Mammalia, Primates, Cebidae. Gene Ontology annotation, cellular component: cytoplasm.